Messenger RNA from Laccaria bicolor S238N-H82, 429 nucleotides. RefSeq lists its product as uncharacterized. NCBI's taxonomy places the organism in Eukaryota, Fungi, Basidiomycota, Agaricomycetes, Agaricales, Hydnangiaceae. The record is from RefSeq and is a predicted model, not a curated record. The coding region runs from base 1 to 429 and encodes 142 amino acids. The transcript has 4 exons.
AUGCCCGCAUGCUUGACUGGAGUCAGUUCACCCCGGGCCCCAUCAACAUUGGCCGAUGACCCCCAGGGUGCACCUUCCAUGACAGUUCUUGAAGAUUUAUUCAACAACCUCAGCAUUCGCGAUUGUGAAAGCCGCGUUCUCAUCACCAGCGUCAUUCGACUUGUCACUCCCGCACACCGUGACAGCCCCAACAACAGACAAGCAACCGCUGUCGAAGAUGGCUUUGAAGUCCUCUCCUCCCCCGGUCCUCACGCGGAGGUUGACGACGGUGAUGAUAAUGAUGGCGAUGCAUCUGAGAUGGUGACCCCACAGGUCACCAACUCUCCCAGUACUUUACAGUGCCCCACCUAUUCCUGCAGGAAUGGGGUCAUUCUAGUGGAAAUCCACUGGAAUAGGACUGGAAUCAAGCAGAUACACAGUUUAUCUUAA